Messenger RNA from Nasonia vitripennis (jewel wasp), 3214 nucleotides. RefSeq names its product homeobox protein slou. The coding region runs from base 271 to 936 and encodes 221 amino acids. Gene Ontology annotation, molecular function: RNA polymerase II cis-regulatory region sequence-specific DNA binding; DNA-binding transcription factor activity, RNA polymerase II-specific. The transcript is spliced from 3 exons. Gene Ontology annotation, cellular component: nucleus. Lineage: Eukaryota; Metazoa; Arthropoda; Insecta; Hymenoptera; Pteromalidae. Gene Ontology annotation, biological process: cell differentiation; regulation of transcription by RNA polymerase II. The record is from RefSeq and is a predicted model, not a curated record.
GGCGCCGAUCUAGAUUCUUCGGGUGCUCAGAACGCUGCCGGUCGCGCGAGCGCGAGUAUCGCUGUUUUCCAGGGGACGACGAUGCUUCUGGACUCUUUCUUUUAAACAGUCAGAUCGCGAUCUACUCGUUGUACGUAGUGCCAUUUUUAUCGGAGCCUGUGAGAGAGAGAGAGAGAGAGAGACCAGUGGGAGUUUUCGAAAAAUUCAAAGUGAGGAGAGCUGGAUUGGUUCCAAUACUGCGGCUGGAGACGGCUGGUCAGACAGGCUGAGAUGAUGCAGGAGCACAAGAGCUUUCUCAUUAGAGACCUGCUCGGCGACGUCCUCGAUCACCGCGUACAAGAAGACUCGGAGGACGACUCGGCCCUGCACUCGGACUCCGAGGACACGAUCGACCCGGGCAGCAGUCCCUCUCCGGGCUCGGCCACCUCCGGCGGCAAGUCCUGCCUGCCCGGCGGCUCCGGCGGCUCCAGCGGCUCCGGCGGCCGGAAACCCCGCAGGAGGCGCACCGCGUUCACCCACGCCCAGCUGGCCUACCUCGAGCGCAAGUUCCGCUGCCAGAAGUACCUGAGCGUGGCCGACCGGAGCGACGUCGCCGACGCCCUCUCCCUCUCGGAGACCCAGGUCAAGACGUGGUACCAGAACCGAAGGACCAAGUGGAAGCGGCAGAACCAGCUGCGGCUCGAGCAGCUGCGCCACCAGGCGACGGUCGAGAAGGAGCUGCUGGUCAGGGGCGUGGGUCUGCACCACGGCGGCAUCGAGGCCUACUGCCCGCAGGUCUACUCCCAGAGUCCACCGGCUGCCCCCUCGGCCCCGUCGGCCCAGCAGCCGUCGGUGGUGCCGACCCCGGUGCCCACCACCGCCUCCACCGCGGCCUUCCUCUCCACCGCGGCGGCCCUCUUCCGCAACGUCACCUACGUCCACGGCUGUCCGCUCUAACCGGCGGUCUCGGCCACGCCGACGACGAUGGAUCAGAGGUAUCUGCAGAUGCAGUACGAGGCGGCGGAUCGAGCGGCCGCCGCCGCUGCCGCCGCUGCCGCCGCUGCUGCCUUUCCCUAGUUUCGCUUGACGAUUAAGUAUUAUCGUAUGGCUUUCGGACCUGCAAUGAGUCGUUCUUCCUUCAUGUUGUAUAUUUAUUAUUUGCGAUAGGUGGCAUUUUCCGGGCUAAGAUGCGGGAGAUGGAGGCAACUGUUAUUGAUUUUGCGACGCGCGUGUGAUAUGUGAAAAUUUUGGUAGCUCGGAAGUACGCUCGUUUUUUAAUUACCAGUUGAUUGUAAUAUGUGUCAUGUAAAUAUGUAAUUAUCCAAGAAAGAGAGAGAGAGAGAGAGAGAGAGAUGGUAAAUUCUCGAUUACAAACGAGCAAAUGUACUCAGACUAGUCGGCGUAGCCAAAGGAAAAUUCAAUCUCUCACAGUAUAUAUACUUAUCAUCGCGUUUCCUUGCAAGAGAGAACAUUGUAUUUAUAUAUAAUAACGUAAAAUGUGCAAUGUCGGUUAUACAAAGUAAGCGUUACUAUCGUCGUACUUAUAAUUACCUAAGAUUAAUUGUGAGGCAGCUAAAUCAGACAUUCAUUCUUCUUAGCGUCUACACACGUAAAAGUACGUAUAACAAUUAUAAGAUACAUCCGCCUUGCGAAUUCGGCAAGCUGUACAACAGUCGACGAGCGAGUCUCGCCCUUGUAUUAUAGAGAAGAAAAAUAAAUUAAUAAUGAAAGCAGACGCGCGCAGUCUUUGAAUGAAAUUGUGCGUAACCUCUCGAACUGCCCAUAGCGCACACACUCGAUGCGCAUAUAAUACGGUGUGUGCACAUACUUGACUGAUCUCGAGCUUCGAAUAAUGCCACGGUACACGGACGGCUAAUACGUACUGUCCACAAUGGACACGUGCUAUCGCGCGAUCGAGUACACGAUUAACCGAACUCGAUGCGACUAUCCGAUUGUAUAUCGAUAGAGUAAUUUUGUUUGAUAUCUCAACGUCGUUAUCGUAUAAGCCGGCCCUGAUAAUAAAAAUUCGAACACGCGCGCAUUCUCAGCGGGGAAUCCCCGCGUUGAAGUCACAUCGGCGGUUCGUACAAACACACAAUAAUACAAUACCCAUAGAAGCAGCGGUAGCUUCUCUAAUCCACACUCGACUCUGGCGGCACGUGUGUGUCCGUACGUGCGUGCACGAGGCCCCCCUGCGAUGUUUGGCACUUGGGCACGCGCGUCGCACUCUCUUCCUCUCGAAUGUAACGCGUUUGCAUGUAUAUAUUCUUUCUCUCUCUCUCUCUGCACUUCUGCAGGCUUUUGUGCACUUGUAUGUAUAACACAGCGGCGGCGUUUUCCCAUGACUCGCCGAGAGAGAGAGAGAGACGCGUCGUUAUAAUCCGCAACCGCAAGGAAAAGCGUCCGUUUUUCUUGGCGCGACGAAAGGAAGUGAACGAGACCCGCACAUACGGGGGUGUUUUUUAAUUCCUUAGAAAAAAGCGCCGCGCCCGAGAGUAAUUGCUGGAGAAAGCGCUCGCGAGGGAUAGAUUUCAUGUCGCAUCGCCUGUAUAUUGUAGGAAGAGGAGGAGAGGCAGGAGGACUGUAUGCGAAUGCGAGAGUAAAGAGCCAGGUGUAAGGGGCGACGCGGAAAAAUAGAGGUAUACGUCUACCUAUAUAUGUAUACGUGGUACGCAAGGGUGGAGGGGGUGAAAAAGAGAGGAGGUUGCGGGAGAUAGAGAGAGAGAGAGUAAAGGGCCGGAGUGUAACGAAGCUCCGACUUUUUAAUUGGAAUAUAUUCAGAAAAGCGGAACGCCUUUUCAUACGACCGCGCCGUUGAGCUUCUCUCUCUCUCUACACACACUGAAUGCGCGGCAUGAAUCAGCCGGGCGAACCGCCUCUUUUUCCGCAGCCUCUACUAUGUACAUCUCGCAUCGCUGUGUGCGUAUACGCUCGCUUUUGAGAGAUUACAACGGCGGAGCGAAGAUGCGCCGGGGGUGUGUUUAUGCGCGGGGAUGAUGCGAGAGAGGUAUCGCGCGAGGACGGCACGAUGGCUUUCGAUGUCGAGUGGAUAAUUGAUUGCGGCGAGUGCUAGCUGUAUCGCGGUUUCGCUUGUUUUGAAAUUGCUCGAUGCCCCAGAGGGUGGUAUGCUAUGACUAUAGUUUCUGCUUAUGUUCGUAUGUUUUGUUUGAGUAUAUGAAAAGUCACGAUUCCGCAAAUGAGCACGUGGAAUAAAUAAUUCCUCUUUUGAAUGGCA